Molecule: messenger RNA, 2748 nt
Organism: Blastocystis hominis
Lineage: Eukaryota; Bigyra; Opalinata; Blastocystidae
Exons: 1
Coding region: 1-2748 (915 amino acids)
Source: RefSeq, a predicted model, not a curated record
AUGAUGCCAAAGAGUUUUAUCAGUAAGGUACCUCGUAAUUUUUCAACUCUAGUCUCUCUCGUUAUUACCCUAGUUGUUUGUGUACCAUUUACUACAUCAGCUGUUUUGGGGGGUAAUGAUGAUGCACAGCUUCAGUCUAUUCGAUACCUUAAUGAGCUGUCCGAUAGUUGUUCUUAUGCUACUAGUGUUCUUGUGAGUCUUGACUUUUCAUCAAUCAUGUCAUAUUAUGAAUCCAACCAGAUUGGAAGUGAUAAUUAUACGUCGUAUUCAAUUUAUACCUUAACUAAUGAACGUGUGUUUGAAGGCCUAAUUGAUUCAGCAGAGAAGGAGCACUGCCUGGUUGCUGGUGAUUACAAGUUUUUAGUUGAACCUCUUGAAAUCCAACAAUCUGGGGAAACUUCCUCUGAAGACAUCUAUUCUCCUGUGGUUAUUAAAAUCCAGCGAUUCACGGAUUCCCACAAGAUUUUUACUUCUCCAAUUACUGAGCCUUUAAUCCUUCAUCUCCAAUAUAACGUGUUCCCCUGGGACAUAGGCACUCAGCAAUGGAGCUACAAAGAGAGUGUCGAGGAGAACAACCUCCUAGCCCUUCCGUCCGAGGACGUGUCGGAAUGGAGCUCUGUGACGGCGUUCCCCAACACCACGUCUCCCUCAUCUCAUUACUAUUUCCGUACCCAAUUUUCGAUGGAUCUUCUCUCCGGGUACUCUGGCUUCGAGAUCCGCUACCGAGCGGCCUCGACCUCCGAAAUCUUCGUGAACGGGAUGAAAGUGUAUUCUUUCCAAGCUCCCAAUAUGUCCGUGUCGCUUCCCAACCCUUCGUGGAAGACGAUCACCGGUCUGAUCUCCACGCUCCAGAGCGGAGUCAACACGCUCGUCGUGCAUUUGAAGCCGUUCAGUGAGCCGACCGAUCACAAAGCCCACUUUUUCGAUGUAUCUCUUCGUCUUCUCCACGACUAUCUUUUCAACUCGCUCAACUCAGAGCUCUCCUUCGCGCCCAGCACGCUCUACCCGCUCUUCAACGGCGAUCUCACCGACUCCUGGACCGCCACGAUCUACCAGGGCCUCUACAACACGCUCACCUUGGAGUACCCCAGCGACUCCUCCUUCCUCGGCAAUCGUCUCUGCCUCGUGAGCCAUCCCAGCGGCGCGCUGCCCUCCAGAAUCGACGUGCUGGUCGUGGUGAACAACGAGCCCCGCCUGAUCCAAUCGCUCUCUCUCAGCGCAGAGGACGCCGACAGCAAUCCGUGCUGGGACCUGCACAACUACCAGGGCUACGCUCGCUACCAGCUCCGUUUCUACUCCCACGCCACCAGCAAUACCGUUCAAUUCUCGGAACUGCUCUUCCAAUUGGUCCAUCCCAACGCCUCGCUCACGCUCUCCUAUCCCUCUCUCUCCGUCCCUGUCGGCGGAGAGCGUCUCUGCGUCACGCCCUCGCUCUCCCACAACGUCACCGUCGGCUACUGCGCCGUCGAGACGCCUCUCCCCGCGGGAGUCGAGCUCGACGUGGCCUCCGGAGAGCUCUGCAUCGACGGUUCUCCCGAGUCCGAGCUGAGCUCCGACUUCGAUGUGGCUUGCCACACGGUUCUGGGCGCUGCGUCGACGUCUGUGCACGCGAGCCGGUUCUUCCAGUCGUGCUCUACCGAGGAAGGCACGUCGGUGGAGCACGGAGAGACGGUGGUCGUGGGUCCGUGCGACGAAGGAUACUCCGGAAACCGCGUGCAGACCUGCUAUAACGGUGUUCUCUCCGAAGUGAGCGACGAGCAAUGCCAGCUGCUUCCUCCCAGCGAUUUCUCCUAUCAGCCCGAGCCUUUUUACUAUGUCCAAACCCCGAUCUCGCUCUCGCCGUCGGUCACCAACAACGUCACGCUCUUCUCCGCCAACGACACCUUCCCCGAGGGCAUUUCGCUCGACAUGGAGACGGGCCUCAUCGCGGGAAUGGCCAGCGACCCCUACGACGACUUCAUCGAGAUCACGGCCAGCAACGCGGCCGGCUCGGCCACCUUCGUCCUCCACCUCGUGCUGCGGCGGCGCGUCUGCGAGGCCGAGGACGGCUGGCCUUCUGUGGCCUGGGGCGAAACGUCGCGCAAGGAGGGCUGCGGAGAGGGCUACGAGGGCUUCCUCACAAGACCGUGCGUGGAAGGCGUGUUCGGAGAAGUUUCUUACGAUGAGUGCGUGCUGAGCGCGCCGAAGAACCUGGUUUACGAGCCGUCGGGGAACGAGGAGACGCUCUUCGUGUUCGAUCCCGUGGAGUUGGUGCCCUCCGUCAGCGGGCUCGAGGUGGUCUAUUCGUCGACGGCGCUCCCCGCGGGGCUGGCGCUCGACGAGGAGUCGGGCCGCGUGACGGGCCGAUUGGAGUCGGACGAGGCGGUCGAGUUCACGGUGACGGCGGCGAACGCGUCCGGAAACACGACGGCGGUGGUGAAGCUGCAGGCGGUGUACCGGCCGUGCGUGGCGCUGGAGUAUCUGGAGGAGGGGAAGAAGGGAGAGGCGAAGGAGGUGUCGUGCGCGGUGUGGGGAAUGGAGGGAGUGAGAAGGUUUGAGUGCCAGCUGGUGGGCGAAGAGGUGAAGUGGGUGCAGGUGAAGGAUGGAUGCAUGGGCGGCGCGGAGGUGGAUAUGAUGGCGGUUAUCGCGCUGAUUUGCAUCGUGAUCGUCGUGCUGGUGGUGAUUCUUCUCCUUGUGAUUCUCUCGAUUAGCUCGAAGAAGCGAGAUAAACAGUUCCGUGUACAGACAAUGGAUGUCGCGUAUGUUUAG